Messenger RNA from Chara braunii, 476 nucleotides. The record is from the annotation of a GenBank genome assembly. Lineage: Eukaryota; Viridiplantae; Streptophyta; Charophyceae; Charales; Characeae.
CCGAGCCUAGCUAUGGCGUUGCACAGGUAUAGGCCCGGAUACUGGUACCAUAAGUCCCGGUGGAAACCCAUGUCUGGGGAAGGGCCCUGGAUUACAGUAAUGCUCAAUUACGACAGUGGUGAUGAAGUGAGACUAAAAAUCAACGUGGAGGGUGCUAAGGAGGUGGAGAUGCGGACUAACCCAAAGCUGCAGGACGCGAUCAAGGAGGCAAAGGAUCGUGCGGAGAGGCGCUUCAGGAGGGACAGAGUGACGGCAAAAAUGCAGAUAACGGUCUCGUAUCAUGAGACCGAGACCUCGAUGGACACAGCAGACCUGGAACAAGCCCAUCAGGACCGGGACUCAGGUGGGGAGAGCAAGAUGAGCGAGGUAGGGGAUCGAGAGACGGACCUUUAGUCCUGGAACAGACCAGGCGAGGUCUGUCCAUAAUGAGAAAGGACAGCCCCGGGGUUCUGCUCAGAUAAAGACCAUAAGGAAAG